AUGUACUAUGCUCACAUGAGUUUCACGCAAAUGGCUCUAGGGCUAUACCGAAUCUUAGCUGCGUGCCUUCGACUCCCCUCUCUACUGUUCUAUCUCGAUCAUAACAACCAAGCCAUCCCAAUCGGCAAUCCACGACCAUCCGCUUCCUGCGAUCCUACGAUCAUCGAGUGCUCCUGCUCCUCAGCAAGGAAUUCAAUUCCCAUAGCACCACACAAACCCGACGCCCGUUGGACCAUCCACCAUCAUGGCAGUAGCAUGAGACGUACGAGCCCAGUGUCCUGGCGUCGCACCACAGAAACGAAGACAGAGGCGGAGGAGAAGAUGGAGAGGGAGGCGGAGAUGGAGGGCGAGGCGCAGCCAAUGCUACAAACACAUGUUAACAGCCAGCGAGACCACGCGUCCAGAGCCACGACACGGGCGCUCAAACAAUUCAGAUCGGAAGAUAUUUGUAGAGGAGCUGCGGUAUCAGACUACAUUUCUCAGAUCGAACGAUAUGGGAUUUCUUCUCUCCCCUUCUCAGGAUUGCCGAGAGAACUCCCCAAGUCUGGACAUGAUAUCAGCUCGUAUCCAGGACAACGAGCCACUCCACGGCGGCUAGAUGUGCUGCCGCCACAAUACUCUUUUGAAGCUUUGCUGGCUGGAACCACCAUGCUGACGGGCAUUCCUGUCGUGAACAUGGCGCGACUCAUGAACAUCUCAUAUGCAUGCCUUGGAAUCGGUAAAUUGAAUGGGGGAAAUGUCGACAAGUCUUGCACGAAAGAUGAUAUCAACGUCAAACAUGAAGCUGGUAUGAAGAAAGCACGAUCUCGAUGGCGGACGAACGACGUUCUGAUCGACACAGGAGAGGAAGUGCAUACAUUUGAUCCCGCAAUCCGGCGUACACUCGACAUGUGUUCUGGGAACUUCGCAGCAGAGGUAGGCCUCGUGCCGCCGCUGAAGAAAGCGGAGGCGGAGCCAUGCGCUUUGGUGCGCUUCAUCGAUGGCAGGCAGGCUGGGCAAGCGCGAACACCCACCAACAGGCAACUUCACAUUUAUGAUUCCACAAAUGAAAGCAAUGCCUGCACGAACGCGAUACAUCUCGCUCUCACAGAUGCGGGCAGGAGUUGUUCUUGCCUUUUUCUCACUCGAUCAGAAGCGCAGCAGUAUGCACCUGCGAGCGAUCCGCGGAGUGUUUUCAUCGAUGAGGACAGAGACACGCCCCAUCCAGGAGACCACCUUGCCGGACUCGCCAAUCUUGUGUGCCAUCUGGUCGCGAGCGCCGUCUACGCCCGGCUUCGCUGCACAAGUUCAGUACUGCGAUUGUCACGUUCUCCAGGUCGGCCUCUACAGGCAUGGGUUGCUUGCGGGCAGCCAUGUGCCCCUUUUCCGUAUCUCGGUAGCAGCCUGUUGUGGGCCUCUCCGUGCAAUCCUCUUCUACCAUCGACAAACAUCGGACCCUUCCGACGUUUAUCCUCCAAUGUGCCUUUGCGACAUCCUUCAGCUCCAGAAUCGCUCUUUGCGAGUGGUCAUUCGUCGAAGCUUCGCAGGGGAUCUGUCAUCUUGACGCAGAAAUCCAUGCCAUCGAAUCGCAGCGCUCGAGGGUGUGAGAGACGUUCGCCGGCCAGUGUCAAUCCGCACUUUGGAAGCAUGCUGGCACCAAGGCCAUGUGAGCUUCCAGAUCGAUCGCAGCGUCUGCACAAUCUUCACGCGGCAUACAUCAUGAGCGAUCUCGCUGGGCCGCUAAAGAAAGUUCAAAGUCUGGAGACGGACGGGCCAAAGACUGCUGGGUGGAAGCCGGAAGUAAGCAUGGGAGAACAAGAGAGUGCUUCCGCGUUGCUUUCUCCUCCCAUCGUCUCAACCUCCGAGGGUACCAAUGGCUGCUUCAAUGGGCCCAUGGCUGCUCCAACAACACUGGCGAAAGCAAUCUCGAAAACCGGCAACAACAUCAAAGCACCCAAGAACACCACUGACACCCGGCAAAGGCGCCAGAAAAGGAACCAAGCCACGAUAAGAGAGAAGAAGGUCACAAGAAAUGGCUGGCUUGGUUGGAGUCGGUCCGCUGGAUUGCACAUCAGCCCUUGCCUGAUCCUGCCGCACUGGUUGACAUCCUUCUACAAUAACCGCAAAAGGACCUUGCUGACCGCCUUGCGAAAGGAGGGCACCAAAUCAGAAUUCAACGAUGACGCUGACGAUGAAGCAGAGGGUCGUUUUGGCAGCGCUGAGGCUGGUGCUAGCCGAACAUUCCAGACUUUCUCAAGUGUAUCAAGCCAAGGAGGGCAGUUCAACGAUGACACUGACGACGAGGCAGAGGGUCUGCUGAUGACACCUGAUUGGGGCGUUGAUGCUGAUGGUUGCGCCGACGCUGCUCCAGAUAAGCAUGGCGACACCAAUGAUACAUGCUGCUUGUUCAUAUUGAGUCCGGAGGUCCGUUAUGCUAUGGCAAGCAUCGGGCGCGUUGCGAGCAUCCCAAGACUGUCGCAGCAGUUCCUCCAUACCAGCACGCUCCUGUCACGGCAGCAAAGGGACUGGAAUAUGAGCGCAAGUCUGCUCGAAACUAUUCGCCAUUAG
Messenger RNA from Pseudocercospora fijiensis CIRAD86, 2547 nucleotides. RefSeq lists its product as uncharacterized. NCBI's taxonomy places the organism in Eukaryota, Fungi, Ascomycota, Dothideomycetes, Mycosphaerellales, Mycosphaerellaceae. The record is from RefSeq and is a predicted model, not a curated record. Bases 1 to 2547 code for a protein of 848 amino acids. The transcript has 18 exons.